This is a messenger RNA of Lotus japonicus, 1038 nucleotides long. RefSeq lists its product as uncharacterized. The transcript is spliced from 2 exons. NCBI's taxonomy places the organism in Eukaryota, Viridiplantae, Streptophyta, Magnoliopsida, Fabales, Fabaceae. The coding region runs from base 179 to 685 and encodes 168 amino acids. The record is from RefSeq and is a predicted model, not a curated record.
AAAUGCAGAAAGAAAGUUGAGAAAGUUGAAGAAUGUGCUAGAACUAGAAUUACAUUGUUACCUAUAUACUCCAAUUAUUAAUUAUUCAUUCCUUUCCUUUCGGUUCAUUCUACCCUUUGAUUUGAUUUGAUUUGAUAUAUGAUUGAUAAACUUCUUGCUACCCGGAAACUCGAAACCGAUGAUGGACGCCAUGGAAACCGAAGCAUCGCAGGUCACGGUGGCAUCUAGCUCCGGCGGCCACGACGAAGGCGCCGUUCGUGAUUUGCUGACAUUGGCUCGGCAGCUUAUCAAUCAAGGGAAACCCUCACAGGCCCUUCAAGCGGUGAUUGUAGCAAUGAAGAAUAGAGGUGGGGAUGAAGCUGUCUUUCAGUCCUUGCACCGUGCUCGCGAGCUGUAUAGAGGUAGGCUGCAAGAGAAUGCUGCGGUUGAUCAGCUGGCUUCUCUGUUUGCCGAGUGUGCCAUUGCUGAAGCUCAGCCUGGAAUGAUGGAACCAUCUGCAAAUAGUAACAUUUCCAGUCAACCAGUUACCCCAGAUGUUCAUGGGAGCUCCAUACUGGCGGAAAGUGGCAGGAUGCAAGUGGUGUUGGAUGCAGUUUCAGACGGAAGCAGCUUCAUCUGUUUGAAGUGUGGAGGCCUUGUUAGUAACCAUCGCAAAGACGAGCACUAUGCAUACUGGUGUUGUUAAUCAUCUUGAUGCUUGGCUAUGGGGUUGUAGCUUGUUGUACAUCUGCUAUGGUGGUGCUGUGUUUUUCCAUGCAUCGUCAAGAUGAACUGGUCCGACAAGGGAACUUUUGGGUUCUCACUGCCUUAGCCAUGCUAUGGUCUUAUUGGAGUGAAUUACCAAAGUGUCUCCUUUGAAGACUAGAAUGCUGUAAACCAUAGUGAUUAGUUACCAAUACAGAAAAGUCUGAGUAAGGACUUGGUGUCCAUAUGUUGACUCUAAUGUUACAUUUGGAGCCAACUGCACCUUAUGUAAUGGUCAGUAUAUUUUGUUUUAUUUCUUAAUUAAUAAUUAUAAAAACCAUACUUAUAUUUUUA